AUGUUCAGGUCAACAUCCACCGUUCUCGCCAGAGGACGCUUUUUGAUCCCAUCGACCCCUCUCUGCUGUGUCUCUCCUUCAGCCACGUUUGGUGCCCCUCGACCGUCUGCACCCGCCCGUUUUGUGUCGUCGUCACUGUCGGCCAAUCCAAAGAGAGCUACCCCGCGUCGACUGCCCAUUCGCCCGUCACCAGCUGUCGCUCUCACGAGCUUCCGAUCUUGCUCUCACGCCUCGCACCAGAGGAGACGAGCAGCCAUGACGGACAGAGACAUUCUCCCUGACACUUUCAAGCCGGUCCACUACGACCUGGUGAUUACGGACCUGGACUUCACGACCUGGUCCUACAAGGGCACCGUCACCAUUGAAGGUCAACUCACCAAGCCCACCACCGAGAUUGUCCUCAACACUCUCGAGCUCAAGCUUCUCAACUCCAAGGUUGAAAUUAGCCAGAGCAAGAGUGAUCAGUCAUGGGAGUCCAGCAACUUCACCGAGGACACCAAGUCCCAGCGGUCCACCAUCACCUUUGCCGAGCAGUUGCCGGCGUCCCCAAAGGCCUCGCUGACCGUCGAGUUCACCGGCGAGCUCAACCACGACAUGGCUGGCUUUUACCGCAGCCAGUACAAGCCCGUUGCUCCCCCGGCCGCCAGUGUUCCCCACGAUGAUGAGUUUUACUACAUGCUCAGCACUCAAUUCGAGUCUUGUGAUGCCCGCCGCGCUUUCCCCUGCUUUGACGAGCCCAACCUCAAGGCGACCUUUGACUUCGCCAUCGAGAUUCCCGACGACCAAGUGGCCCUGUCCAACAUGCCUGUUAAGGAGACCAAGCCGACCACCCAAGGAAAGAAGCUUGUUUCCUUCGAGCGCAGUCCCAUCAUGAGCACCUACUUGUUGGCCUGGGCUGUUGGCGAUUUUGAACACAUUGAAGCUUUUACCGACAGAGAGUACAAUGGAAAGAAGAUUCCUGUUCGUGUGUACACCACUCGCGGUCUAAAGGAGCAAGGUCAAUGGGCCCUUCAGCACGCCCCCAAGAUCAUUGACUACUUUUCCGAGCAGUUUGAGAUUGACUAUCCACUUCCAAAGAGCGACAUUCUCGCCGUACACGAGUUUACCCACGGAGCCAUGGAGAACUGGGGUCUGGUUACUUACCGCAUGACAGCCAUCCUUUUUGACGAGAAGCUGUCCGAGGCUCGCUUCAGGAACCGCAUCGCUUAUGUCGUUGCCCACGAGCUCGCCCAUCAGUGGUUUGGCAACCUCGUCACCAUGGACUGGUGGGACGAGUUGUGGCUCAACGAGGGCUUUGCCACUUGGGCCGGUUGGUUGGCAACCGACCAUCUUCACCCUGACUGGGAUGUGUGGCCGCAAUUCAUCAAUGAGGGGAUGGACCAAGCCUUUUCCCUGGAUGCCGUUCGCUCUUCCCACCCUAUUCAGGUUGAGGUCCGGGACGCGCUGGAUGUGAACCAAAUUUUUGACAAGAUCAGUUAUCUGAAGGGCUGCUCCAUGAUCCGCAUGUUGGCGUCCCACCUCGGCGUCAAGACUUUCCUCAAGGGUAUUGCCAUCUAUCUCAAGAAGCAUCAGUACAGCAACGCCAAGACAGAGGCUCUGUGGGCCGCUCUGAGCGAAGCAUCCGGCACCGAUGUCCACACUCUGAUGCAGAAUUGGAUUGAAAAAGUCGGCUUCCCUGUCCUGACGGUCACCGAGGAAGACCAAAGGAUUUCUGUGAAGCAGUCCCGUUUCUUGUCUACGGGUGAUGUCAAGCCCGAGGACGACCAGACCACCUGGUGGGUGCCACUUUCCCUCAAGGGAAAGACGGGAUCCAAGGGAAUCGAGCCGCUGGCGCUCACCACCAAGGAGUCUACCAUUGAUGGUGUCAGCAACGACUUUUAUCAGCUCAACGCAGGCGCUACUGGUUUUUACCGUGUCAACUACCCCGAGUCCCGGCUCAAGCGUCUCGGCACCCAGCUCGAUCAUCUCACCACCGAGGACAAGAUCUUUAUCACUGGAUCUGCCGCCGACCUUGCAUUUUCAGGCCAUGCCACCACAGCUGCUCUCCUGUCCUUUGUGCAAGGCUUAAAGCAGGAGACUCACUACCGCGUGCUCAGCCAGGCUUUGGACUCUCUCGCAACCAUCAAGUCCAUCUUUGGUGAUGACGAGCAAGUCAAGGCUGGCUUGGAAAAGCUCACCCUUGAGGUCAUUGACAACGCCCUCAAGACGGUGGGAUGGGAAGCCAAGGAGGGCGAGGACUUCAACACUGGUCUGCUUCGCAAGAGGUUGCUUCUUACGGCGGUGUCUAACUCGCAUGAAGAAAUUCGCAAGGGUGCUUUUGAAAGGUGGUCAGCAUACCAGGCCAACCCCGAGCAGUCGCCCAUCCCAGCCAACCUCCGUGCGCCCGUGUACCACUCCGCCAUCAUCACCGAACCGGCCAAUGCUGUGGCUGCGCUGAAGAAGGAGUGGUACACUACCCCAGCUAUUGACGGCAAAGAAAUCUCCCUCCAAGCUCUCGGCCGCACCACAGACGUCGAGGUCAUCAAGAAGGUCCUGCUGCCCUUCCUUUUCAACUCUUCUCCUCCGGCAGCAGCGGCCGAUUCGAUCCCCGGCGCCGAUAUGCACAUUCUCUCUGGCAUGUUUGCUGGCAACCGCGCGGCCAGGCCGCUGAUGUGGGCGUACAUUCGUGACAACUGGGAUGAGUUUACCGGCAAGUUGGCGGGCAACCCUAUUCUUGUGGACCGCAUGAUCAACGUGAGCUUGCCCAAGUUUAACGAUCUUGAGACGCUUAAGGAGAUUGAGGCGUUCUUUGCUGGCAAGGACACCAAGGGCUUUGACCGGACACUGGAGCAGGUCAAGGACAAGAUUCGCGGACGCGCGGCAUACAAGACGAGGGACGCCGAGGGUGUCAAGCAGUGGCUUGUCACCAACGGGUAUGCUUAAAGGUGUACGAUGGUUGGUAGAUGCGGAUUACAAAGGGUUUGAGAUCCACUUUUGUACAUAGUUAUCUUGAAUCCAACUAGGUAUAGAAAGAGUCCAAUUAAUAGCCGCCUCGUUAUCAGGCUCUCUCUCUACCUGACCUGGGUUGCCCACGACAAAGCGCAUUCGCCGAGUGCGUGAAUCAAGCUGUUCUAUCCUGCUCAAGAUCGAGUCGCUCGCAAGGUUGUCCGAUACCGGCCUCGAGGAGCACACGCAUCUCGAUAUUCAAAGGGGCCCCCACGAGCUCAAACUUGUUGGCUCAACUCAGCAUGUAGGUGUGGUUUUGAAUGUGACAGUGGUUAAAUAUUGGCUGAGCAGAGAUGGCUUUAUC
Messenger RNA from Podospora bellae-mahoneyi, 3289 nucleotides. RefSeq lists its product as uncharacterized. Gene Ontology annotation, molecular function: metalloaminopeptidase activity; zinc ion binding; peptide binding. Bases 1 to 2922 code for a protein of 973 amino acids. The record is from RefSeq and is a predicted model, not a curated record. The transcript has 3 exons. Gene Ontology annotation, biological process: proteolysis; peptide catabolic process. Gene Ontology annotation, cellular component: cytoplasm. NCBI's taxonomy places the organism in Eukaryota, Fungi, Ascomycota, Sordariomycetes, Sordariales, Podosporaceae.